CCCUUGUGGUACUCGAUCCUGAAUCCCUGACCUAGUGAGCUGCAUUUAUAUGGGAUGAGGGGACUGAUGGAGUUUUCAGCCUCCUGAGAGAGAGGGAGAGAAAGAGAGGGGGAGAGAUGGCCAGAUUCACAGAGCUAUUGAGGAAGGGAAGCAGCAGACUCUCUCUUCUCAAGAAGAGUUCCUCUUUCUCCACUCAGCAAGCCUUGGACUCUCAGGUGAUCUCUCCAAAGAUUGGGGAUCUAUCUGGAAUCAAGAAGGAUGCUUCACAGCUUAUUGGGAGGACCCCGUUGGUCUAUCUGAACAAGAUAUGUGAAGGGUGUGAAGCCCGGGUGGCGGCUAAGCUGGAAUUCUUGCAGCCUUCUUUCAGCGUCAAAGAUAGGCCGGCCUAUGCCAUGUUAGAGGAUGCCGAAAAGAAGGGCCUGAUAACUCCGGGCAAGACAACACUGAUUGAGCCCACGUCAGGAAAUAUGGGGAUUGGGCUAGCAUGCAUGGCCACACUAAAAGGUUACAAACUUGUGCUCACCAUGCCCUCGUACGCAAGCCUUGAGAGGAGAGUCACUAUGAGGGCCUUUGGGGCUAAUUUAGUACUCACCGAUCCUGCUAAGGGAAUGGGAGGAACAGUGAAAAAGGCAUAUGAACUCAUGGACUCUUAUCCUGAUGCCUUCAUGCUUCAACAAUUUGAAAAUCCUGCUAAUGUCAAGGUGCAUUUUGAGACUACAGGUCCUGAGAUCUGGGAGGACACUUUGGGGAAGGUAGAUAUCUUUGUAAUGGGAAUUGGGAGUGGUGGCACAGUGACUGGUGUAGGAAGAUAUCUCAAAUCCAUGAACCCUAAUGUAAAGAUAUAUGGACUUGAGCCUGCAGAGUCGAACGUUCUGAAUGGUGGUAAACCAGGCCCUCACCUUAUUACUGGCAAUGGAGUUGGUUUCAAGCCUGGGAUUUUGGACAUGGAUGUAAUGGAAGAAGUUCUUGAGGUCACUAGUGAUGAUGCAGUGAAGAUGGCUAGAGAAUUGGCAAUAAAAGAGGGUCUUCUGGUUGGGAUAUCCUCAGGAGCUAAUACAGUUGCAGCACUCAGGCUUGCAAGAAAGCCAGAGAACAAGGGCAAACUUAUAGUGACCGUUCAUCCGAGCUUGGGAGAAAGGUACUUGUCAUCUGCAUUAUUUGAAGAAUUAAGGCAAGAGGCUGAAAAGAUGCAACCAGUGGCAGUUAACUAGCUUAUGUAUGAUCAGAAACAAUCACAUCUGCAAAUGUGAAAUGUUUUAUUUUAUAACUUUGAUGUCAUUUGUAUUAGUGACCAAUUAGUAUUUGUAUCUUCAUCGUCAUCGAGUGCGUUUUUUUCUCCUUUGUCUUCUGUUUUUGUUGGUGAAAUUGUUUUGAAGAGUCAGAGAAAAUUAUGAAGCUGGCAGUGUGUUUUCAGUUA
Molecule: messenger RNA, 1417 nt
Organism: Phoenix dactylifera (date palm)
Lineage: Eukaryota; Viridiplantae; Streptophyta; Magnoliopsida; Arecales; Arecaceae
Gene: CYSC1
Product: cysteine synthase C1
Molecular function (GO): cysteine synthase activity
Source: RefSeq, a predicted model, not a curated record